Messenger RNA from Scomber scombrus (Atlantic mackerel), 1934 nucleotides. RefSeq names its product protection of telomeres 1 homolog (gene pot1). The record is from RefSeq and is a predicted model, not a curated record. Gene Ontology annotation, molecular function: G-rich strand telomeric DNA binding; telomerase inhibitor activity. NCBI's taxonomy places the organism in Eukaryota, Metazoa, Chordata, Actinopteri, Scombriformes, Scombridae. Gene Ontology annotation, cellular component: chromosome, telomeric region; nuclear telomere cap complex. Gene Ontology annotation, biological process: regulation of telomere maintenance via telomerase; telomere capping.
GUUUCCAGGAUGAACAAAGCUCAGAAAUAUUCGUACAGCCGACUGGACGAGCUGAAGGUUGGAGCUGUGGUCAACGUGUUCGGCGUGGUGAUCUUCUUCAAACAGCCGUUCAAGAGCCGCGGCACAGAUUUCUGCUCCAGCCUGAAAAUCACCGAUCAGUCCAACCAGAAGAUCGGCUGCACCAUCUUCUGUGAGAACCUGGACAAUCAUCCCAAAAUCUUCCAGAUCGGAGACAUCAUCCGCAUGCACAGAGUGAAGGCUCAGCUUUAUAACGACUCCAUCACGCUGGUCAACACCUUCGGCUUCUCUGUGGUGAUGUUUGACGGCGUGCAGGGCGGAGCCGUGGAGCCGCAGGCGUCCAGCCGCUCCUUCAGCUUCGACCAGGAGGACCGUCGCGUGGUGGAGGAGCUGCGAGCGUGGGUGGCGGGCCAAGCGCUCCUACCUCCAGUCCCCACAAUGCCUCUGUCUGCCAUUCAACCCAACGCUUACUUCGACCUGACCUGCCAGCUGCUCGCCAAAGCCUUCAUCUCGUCCAGCUGCACCCUGCUGAGGGUGUGGGACGGGACCAGAUGUGCUCACCCUCUGCUGAAGGUGACGGCCAGUCCGAACCUCACCGAGGGACCGUUGUCCUUCUCCGCAGAGCGAGAGAGUCUCAUCGCCAACGUCUUCGUCUACGACAACCACGUGGAGUUCGCCAAGCAGCUGAAGCCCGGUGACUUCUUGAGGAUCUACAACCUGCGAGCGAUCCUGGGAUCCAGCACAUUGCCCGGCCUCACCAACAGCCAAUCAGAGGAGGUGAAUCACCUGGCGUUGCACCUGCACGGAGGGAUAGAGUUCGGCAGAGGGAUCCGCAUCCUGCCAGACGACUGCGCCGAUGUGCAGGAGAUGAAGAGAGUCAUCGACACUUUCCAGCAGGACGAGGACGAGCUGAACGACUCCAUGCUGCUGGAGGUGUGGAGCACUCCUCCAGAGGUUCUGGACGCUGAUCCAGAGGAGUGGAGCACAGACAGAAGAUGUGGAGACGACGUGCAGACGGAGACGCUGUCUGAAGUGAAGCAGUCUGAUCCGGGUCGAGUUCAUCACGUCAGAGUCCAGCUGAGAUCAUACGAGCCUCGCAGACUCCACCAGGCUCUGAAUCUCUACUGCAGCAAGUGUUCAACCAUGCAGGAAGUCCCGGAUGACGAGCUGCUUGCAGGUCUCUUCUCUGAGGCGUGCAGAGACUCUGAACCCAGCACGCCUCCACCGUGGAUGCUCUCGGGCCAGGUCGACCUCGCUUCCCCGCCCAGAGCUCUGAGCGUCCACCUGUCCUCACAUCUCCUGUACGAGAGCAAAGCCACAGAGCUCAUCUUCAUCAAAGGUUCGACUUUGGAGGAAACGUGUCGACUGGCGGCCGGUUACCAGAACAUCGUCCCUGUGAUGUCAUCGGGAGGUCACCUGACUCUGCUCGACCUGACGGCACCUUUCCUGUUCAGAGGCAGGAAACGAUACUACGGGUGUAAGCGUUGCUCUGAGGCUGCAUUGAGGGAUGUUUGUGCAGAAAAAGACGAACAGAUCGAUGAGAAGAUGGUUGCAGACGCUCUCGGUGUUCAGUUGCUGCGUUUCGUCCUGCUGAUGAAACUCGAGCUGCAGGACGCCACCGAUACGUUGGACGUCUUCCUGUGGAGAGACGCUGAGUUGUUCUUCGGCGUGUCGGCGGAGGAAGCCGCAGCCAAUCAGGAGGCUCAGAAUAUCGUCUGUCAGACCAUGAACUCACUCUGUCCACCAGGGGGCAGCGCAGGUGAGCGUCCCUGGCUUGAUGUGUGUCUCGCAGCGUACCGAUUGGACGACACCGAGGAACCGAACCGAACCUGUUACCAGAUCUGUGACACGGCCGUCACCAAACCGUCCCGCUAAGAGCCAAACCCUGCCUGACCCACCCAAAGGUCAAAGGUCAC